Messenger RNA from Babesia microti strain RI, 1653 nucleotides. RefSeq names its product conserved Plasmodium protein, unknown function. The transcript is spliced from 8 exons. The record is from RefSeq and is a predicted model, not a curated record. NCBI's taxonomy places the organism in Eukaryota, Apicomplexa, Aconoidasida, Piroplasmida, Babesiidae. The coding region runs from base 1 to 1653 and encodes 550 amino acids.
AUGUUUAAUAGUAGCUCUUUUAAUUUUGGCUACAAUUCCGCCGAAAUGACGGCCAUUUUAAAGUCUGAUGGGGGUAUCACUAUGUAUGUGUCAUGGAUGAGCCCAUUUUCUCCCUUAAUACACAGCACAGUUCAUUUUUGCAAAUCUAUUCAUUCUCAAACAACAAAGCGGUUGCUGUCUAAUGUGGAUAAUUCAUUGUUUUGCAAUGGAGAUUCAAUCAGUAUGGAUUCUACAACUAAUUACCUAACUAUAUGCAAAAUUGCAGCCUUAUACAACAAAGAAUUGGCACCAGUACAGUUAUUAGAGAUAUCUAAAUUAUAUUCUUCAAGUCCUGACUCAAAAAUAAAUUUGGCACUGUAUAACAAACUUACUGGAUUAAAUAGGCAAUCUGAUAGGGUUGAAAUCGAUGAUUUACUAAUCAUUUUGCAGUCAUUAUCCAACGCAAAUAUAAGAAAUUAUGAUGAGUUUUCAUUUUGCAGUGAAGUUAUCAAGAGAAAGUUGAACAAGAUGUACAAUAAGCAGCUACGGGAAGGUGAAAUUAGGAAAUAUAAACCGAAUAAGGAUGGCUUAUUUGCCAUAUUUUAUGUGUUUACAAAUGCCAGAAUCCUUCAUUUUCCUUUGUUUGAGAUUCUAUGCAAGCUAUAUAUGUCAUUUGUAAAGGAUUCAAAUUGGUAUGAAUUGGAUACAAUUGUUAAAUGUUUAGCAAUGCACAAACAUCGCAAUCAAACAUUAUUAAAUGAGAUCCAGUCAGCAAUUGCAACCACAUGCGACCAAAUUACUCCUGAAACUGCAACUAGACUGUUGUAUAAUUACUCUCUUUUAUCUAAAGUAGACGAACCACUUCUAAAUUCACUAGAGAGGCAUAUAUAUCGCGUAACAAAUGCUACAAAAACUAGGGGGCAAUAUGUUGAGCAAAUAAUUAAUAACAAAAUUGAAUUGGAUAAUUUCAGCGCAGGGCUAAUUUUGUACAGUUAUUUGUUGCUUAAAUUGAUUGAUUAUAAAUUAAUUGUCAAGCUUCUAGAGUUACAAAAGGAUUUUUUGCAGAAACUACCUGAAGUAAUUGAUACUUUAACCGUUAAGGAGUUGGCACAUGGGAAUAGAUUGUAUUUCAUAAGAUCAUACCUAAGAGUAUUACAUAAGGAAUUUUACAGAGAACUGCCUAUAGAAAUACGGGUAUUGCUUAGAAAUUUGACACUGAUAAAUCCUAACAAAUUUGACAUUAAGGAAAGAGUUUUCCAGCAAAAAGUUUCGUGGCAUCUUACAAAAAUGAGAAUUGCACAUUCACUAUCAGUAUACAGGAGUGGGUUGAAUUUGGAUAUAGUGGAGAGGGAUAAACGGGUGGUAUGGCAAUGCAAUUCUUACCACCGUUUCUAUGCAAACUCUUUUAAACUCACAGCGCAAGUGGAAUUGGAGCAUGAAUUGAUCAGAUCUCUUGGCUAUUGUAUAGUUAAUAUCCAGAUUAAGGAUACAAGAUUUGCAUACCUUCGCAUGGCAAGAUACUACGCAUUGCAAGAUCAUAGGGAAUUUGACAAAUCUUUAAUGGGUUGGAAUUUGCCUUAUUUGUGGAAGAAUAGUAAAAAGUCCCGUAUCAUGGCAAAUGUAUCCUACGCGUACAACUACCAACCUCUCAGCCAUUCACCCUAUACCCACUGA